This is a messenger RNA of Babesia bigemina, 2166 nucleotides long. Its product is annotated as GTP-binding protein LepA family protein, putative. The transcript is spliced from 7 exons. The record is from RefSeq and is a predicted model, not a curated record. Gene Ontology annotation, biological process: positive regulation of translation. Lineage: Eukaryota; Apicomplexa; Aconoidasida; Piroplasmida; Babesiidae. Gene Ontology annotation, molecular function: GTPase activity; GTP binding; ribosome binding. The coding region runs from base 1 to 2166 and encodes 721 amino acids.
AUGACCGUGGGUGCCGUGGUCGGCCUGGGCAUGCUCGUGUGCCUGGGCUGGGCUGCCGCCGCAUCGUUCCACCGUAACCUCACCAUCGCAGCCUUCGCCCAAAAUACAGGGACGAACGGUAUCUCUUAUCGCAAUGACAUCGGGCCGGCGUUCACCCUCAGUGGGUUUGCGCCGUUUGCGCCCCCUCGGAGGGCCGUCAGCGGCUUGUACGGUCGGCGGGCCGUGCUUUACGCCGCGACCGCGGAAGGCGGCACGGACGAUCCCGAUGCAACUCACGAGGCGGACCAACUUGAGGACCAGGCGCCGGAGGAGGAGUACUGCGGCAGCCGCAUGCGCAAUUUCUGCAUCAUAGCCCAUGUUGACCACGGCAAGUCCACGCUCGCGGACAGAUUCCUGGAGCUAACCAAGGCGGUGCAGCCGCACGAAAUACAGGACCAGUACCUCGACAACAUGGAGCUCGAGCGCGAGCGCGGAAUCACGAUCAAGCUCCAGAGCGCGCUCAUCAACUACACCUACCCCAAGGACGGGAAGACGUACAAGCUCAACCUCAUCGACACGCCGGGGCACAUCGACUUCAACCAUGAAGCCAGGAGGUCAAUCGCGGCGUGCGAGGGCGCCUUGCUCGUCGUUGACGGCACCAAGGGCAUACAAGCGCAGACGGUCACCACGUCCAUGAUCGCAAUAGAAAAGGGGCUCAAGCUCAUACCCAUCGUCAACAAAAUCGACGUAGAGUUCUGCGACUACGAUGCGACCGCGUCGGACCUCAAGUCGCUCUUCAAUUUCACAGAGGACGAGAUACUCAUGGCCUCCGCGAAGGAGGGGUUCGGGAUCACGGAUAUCCUCGAUGCGGUAGUAGAGCGGGUGCCGCCGCCGAAAAUCGACACGGAAAAGCCCUUCAGAGCGCUCGUGUUCGACAGCCAGUACGACCCGCACCGGGGCGUGGUCAGCUACGUGAGGGUCGUCGACGGGAGCGUCAAAAAACUGGACGAGGUGGUAUUCCUGGGGCACGAACUGGAGGCGAAGGUCACUGCUGUAGGCGUAAUGAUGCCAGACCUGCGGGAACGCGAGACACUCAGGUGGGGACAGCGCAUUCUACCGGACACUGCUUGCAGGUCGGGGGAGGUGGGCUGGUUCUGCUGCAACACCAAGGACCCCAGCAGGGUGGCGGUGGGAGACACUGUCGUCCUCAAGGCAGCCGCCAAAAGUGGAGAUGUCGAGCCCAUAGUGGCCUUCGAGGCGGCGAAGCCCUCCGUGUUCGCCGGGCUCUACCCCUGCGACGGCACGGACUACCUGCAGCUCAGCGCAGCGCUGGACAAGCUCAAGCUGAACGACCACUCGCUUGUUUUUGAAGCCAGCGAGUCCAGCAUAGCGGGGCACGGGUUCAUGUGCGGAUUCAACGGGUUGCUGCACCUCGACGUCACCGUGCAGCGCCUCCAGCGCGAGCACGACGUCGGCGUCGUGGUCACCUCACCGUCGGUGCCAUACCGAUGCCACCUCAAAAACGGCAAGCAGGUGGUCGUCAGCGAUGCAGCACACUGGCCUGAUGACGGCCUGGUGAAGCUCGCGGAGGAGCCCUGGACCAACGUCACCGUGAGGGUACCCGGAGACUGCCAACGCAAGGUCAUGAGCCUCCUGCACCAGAUGCGAGCUGAGUUCAAGACCAAAAACGAAUUCGCCGGAGGCAAGUCCGUUGUGCUCGAGUAUGCCGUACCCAUGAUCGAGAUCAUAUCAACCUUCUUCGACAACCUCAAGUCCAUCACCAACGGCUUCGGCUCGUUCGACUACGAGGGCGCCUUCUACCGCGCAAUCGACCUCUGCAAGAUACGGGUGAUCAUCAACGGAGAGGAGGCCCCGGGGCUGGCGAUGAUCGUCGCCAAGGACAAGGCUUACGAUUCAGGCAAACUGCUGGUGGAAACGCUCCGCGAAGUGAUACCGCCCAAGCAGUUCAAAAUACACCUACAAGCGGCGAUAGGGAAACGGGUCAUAGCGUCCGUCAGCAUACCGGCCAUGCGCAAAAACGUCACGGAAAGGUGCAGCGGCGGGGACCCCUCACGCAAGAAGAAAUUGCUAGACAACCAGGCCAAGGGCAAGAAGUUCAUGGCAGAGGUCGGAAACGUGUCGAUCCCAAUCGACGCCUACAAGGCGGUAUUGAAGGCGCUGAGAUGA